Molecule: messenger RNA, 1304 nt
Organism: Sorex fumeus (smoky shrew)
Lineage: Eukaryota; Metazoa; Chordata; Mammalia; Eulipotyphla; Soricidae
Gene: BEND7
Product: BEN domain containing 7
Exons: 9
Coding region: 21-1304 (427 amino acids)
Molecular function (GO): DNA binding
Source: RefSeq, a predicted model, not a curated record
CCGCCGCGCCCGCCGCCACCAUGGAGUUCUCGGAGAGGAAACGCAGCCGGAAAUCCCAGAGCUUCAAAGUGGUGAGCCGAGAUUAUCACCAUGAGGUAUAUAAGAUCUCAGAAUUCAGCAACGAUGUUAAUGGGCAGGCCAAAGAGACACAACCCAUUUUUAUAGGAGAUGAAAGCAUGGAAAUUAAAAAACAAGUUACAGGAAUGAGAAGGUUACUGAAUGACAGCACCGGGAGGAUCUACCAGCGCGUCGGCAAGGAAGGGGAGAAACUCAAGGAAGAGCCACAGGACCUGGAAUCCCUCUGGCCUCCGCGUCUGAACACCCCCGCAGACCCCCAGAACCUCCCGCCCUCGACACGAGGGGCCUGGAACGAGCUGCCGCCCCACAGCGGGCAGUUCUCAGGGCAGUAUGGCACCCGUUCUAGAACCUUCCAGACCCAACCCGCCUCCACUGGAAGCUCCAACGGAGAACUCCCGGUGGGGAGUCCGUCGGUGGGCUCUAACUGCUGCACCUGCAACUGCCAGUCGACCCUGCAGGCCAUCCUGCAGGAGCUCAGGACCAUGCGGAAGCUGAUGCAGAUCCAGGCAGCAGGAAGCCAAAGUCGACAACAACCCCCCCUCUCCCUCAUGUGCUCCCAGCGAGCGGCUGUGUCACGCAAGAGAAACAAAAAGAAAAAAGUCCCUCCCAAGACGGAGCCUCUCACUGUGAAGCCCAAGCCCAGCGCGACGGGGUCGGAGCAAAGGGCCAACACCCCCGAGCCUGGGCCCCGGGCCGCCCAGCACAGCCCCGCCGAGGAGAAGCGUCUACUCGGCUUUGGCAUUGUUCUAGAAUCUCCUUCCUCAGAUCCAGAAGUGCAACUUGCUGAAGGCUUCGAUGUGUCUAUGCCAAAAUCUCAGCUGGACUCUAUAUUGUCAAACUACACUCGCUCAGGAAGCCUUCUGUUUAGAAAACUGGUGUGUGCGUUUUUUGAUGACAAGACUUUGGCUAACUCCUUACCCAAUGGGAAGAGGAAAAGAGGACUCAAUGACAACCGGAAAGGCCUAGACCAGAAUAUUGUGGGUGCAAUAAAAGUCUUCACAGAAAAAUACUGUACGGCUAAUCAUGUGGAUAAACUUCCUGGCCCACGAGACUGGGUCCAGAUCCUGCAGGAUCAGAUUAAACUGGCCAGAAGAAGGUUGAAAAGAGGCUCAGAGGUAGCUGACGGUGAUGAAAGGCUGGACAGCAUUUCUCUACCACCAACAGGGAACAUGUUUGACACCAGGAGGGAAAACACAGCGAACUCGGCGCCCGAUUUCACCGCCUGA